This is a messenger RNA of Aedes albopictus (Asian tiger mosquito), 712 nucleotides long. RefSeq lists its product as uncharacterized. The transcript has 2 exons. The record is from RefSeq and is a predicted model, not a curated record. The coding region runs from base 212 to 613 and encodes 133 amino acids. NCBI's taxonomy places the organism in Eukaryota, Metazoa, Arthropoda, Insecta, Diptera, Culicidae.
UGUAUGAGAAGAUACUUUCUCUUCCUUCUCUGAAAGUUGAAGCUGUUUUUACUUUCAAAAUUUCCAGUUCAAUUGCUGCACGACAAAAUACAAAAAAAAAAGAAAAUGCAUCCAAUGGAAUCAGGUGUCGAUGAACGGCCAAAAAAUGUAGCGACCACCUUACCACAUACUGCGUAAGAUACUCCACCAAAUCAGUCGCAACUCUUCAGCGAUGUUUCAGUGCAAAGUCCCCGACAGAUUGGUCAAUCUUGUUUUCAUCGUUUUGAUACUGCACACGGUUGUUGACCACUGCACCGCAUGGCCCGUCCUCAGUGGAUCACCAGAGCUGAGUCACUUCAAUGGAGCCAUAGCGCGAACCGACAUAACCUGUGCCCGGCGAGUGAUUGGGAAAGGAACCGCUCUUCCCGUGAACGUGUAUUUUGCGACGCCGCUAACAAUCACGGCCUAUUCAGCGGAAGCGACCGAAUACAGUAAGCAAGGAUUUACGCUAGGCAUCGGGAACGGAGGUCUCAAUAAGAAUUCGAUCAGUUUGAACGUUGGUGGACCGAUUAGUGUGCUGCCGUACGCAGUGGAGGUUUCUUUCUACUGUGCUGCUCCUCCUCCUGCAGGAUGAGACAUUUGUUGGAAAUAAGUAUAGUGCUGAAGAGAAUAUUGUCAAUGUUUAAUAUCGGAUAAAAUCAUAUAAUUUGUAUGAAUAAUUUGUAUGAAUAAA